AUGAAACCAAUCCGACGAGUUGCCGUAAUUGGCGCCGGACCAGCAGGGGCAAUUGCAACGGAUGCCCUAGUCAAAGAACAAGCCUUUGAAACCAUCCGGGUUUUCGACAGGCAAACAGUUCCAGGAGGAACAUGGGUUCUUUCCGCACACCAAAACACCGGCAUAAACUCCCUCCAAGAUCUCCUUCACCACAAUGCCGACCAAAGUAUCCGCAUACCGUCCAAUUUUCCAUGCGAAACACCCGUAACGAAAGAGAUCAAUUCACCUCAACUACGAUUCUCCGAUACAGGCACACACCCACAGCUACACAGUAACUUGCCGCCCGAUAUCAUGUGUUUCACACAAGAGCCCAUUCCCCCGGUGUUAUCAAAGCAGACACUGACACAGUACGGUCCAGACUCACCUUUUCGUUCCCGAGAGGUGAUUCAAGACUGGGUAGGUUCUAUCUUUACCCGAGGGGGACACAGUCACCUCCUUGAGCUGGGGACAACUGUUGAACUGGCCGAGCAUGAAGCCGAAGAAUGGGUUCUCACGUUGCGAAAAACAACCCCGGGAGGAGAGAAGAAUUAUUGGUGGCAGGAGAGGUUCGAUGCUGUUGUAGUGUCUACCGGCCACUACUAUCUCCCUUAUUUUCCCAAUAUCCCGGGGUUGGUGGACUAUGAAGAGCGGUUCCCCGGGACUGUUCGACAUAGUAAACACUAUCGGGGGGCAGAGGAGUUUCGUGGAAAGCGAGUCAUCAUAGUAGGCGGCUCAGUCUCAGCAUUCGAAACCCUCCACGACAUCCGCCAAGUCUGCCACAAGCCUAUCAUCUCCUCGCUACGCAGUCCAUCGCGUAUCUUCGGUCCUGCGCCCUUCACUCAUCCCGACAUCGACAAUCGGAGCCAAAUUUCCUCCUUGGACGCCAAUACAGGCCAGGUUCACUUCACCGAUGGAUCAUCGAUCGAUAAAGUAGACCAUAUCCUAUUCGCAACCGGCUAUGACUUUAGCUUUCCCUUCCUCCCGCAGUUUAAAUCAGUACAUAAGAGAAUCCCCGGCUUAUAUCAGCAUAUUUUCGACAUCGAUGAUCCAACAUUAGCAUUCAUCGGCAUGGUAACCGGUGGCUUCGGCAUCCGCAUCUUCGAAUGGCAAGCCGUAGCCACAGCACGUAUCCUCGCCGGACACGCAGCAUUACCUCCGCGAGAGGAAAUGAAAAUAUGGGAACUCGACCGGGUGGCGCAAUACGGCGAUCAAGCUGCAUUCUGGACUCUGAUUCCUGAUUUCGAGAAACAUUUUGAAGAGCUCCGUGUACUCGCGGGCGACCCGGCACCGAGGACAACGGGGAGGAUUUUGCCUCCGUAUCGGCCGGAAUGGGGGAAGGUUUUCUGGGAGUUUGUGAGGUAUCGAAAUAGGUGGUGGGAGAAGGAGGCGGAGGAGGCAAGGGGGAAGAAGGUAGCUUUACGUGGUAGCGAUGUUAAGAUUUAG
This is a messenger RNA of Aspergillus tubingensis, 1461 nucleotides long. Its product is annotated as putative dimethylaniline monooxygenase. The transcript is spliced from 4 exons. NCBI's taxonomy places the organism in Eukaryota, Fungi, Ascomycota, Eurotiomycetes, Eurotiales, Aspergillaceae. The record is from RefSeq and is a predicted model, not a curated record. The coding region runs from base 1 to 1461 and encodes 486 amino acids. Gene Ontology annotation, molecular function: N,N-dimethylaniline monooxygenase activity; flavin adenine dinucleotide binding; NADP binding.